Messenger RNA from Nerophis lumbriciformis (worm pipefish), 1173 nucleotides. The record is from RefSeq and is a predicted model, not a curated record. NCBI's taxonomy places the organism in Eukaryota, Metazoa, Chordata, Actinopteri, Syngnathiformes, Syngnathidae.
AUGCCGGGCAGCGGGCGGAAAAGCGGCAGGCGUUCGCUAUGGCGCUUUCUCUUCCCGCGCCGCGUCCGUCAGGAACGAGUGGUAUUGGCUCGUAGCGAGAGCCUUCCGAGCGAGCAGGUGCUGAAGAUCACCGUCACCGAGACCGCUGUGAUCAAGGCCGGCUCAGGGGUCUUGAACCGUCGCUCCCUCGCCUACUUGACCCUCUGGUACUUCUUCAGCUUCUGCACUCUCUUCCUCAACAAGUACAUCCUGUCGCUACUGGAGGGACAGCCGAGCAUGCUGGGUGCUGUUCAAAUGCUCUCCACCACCGUCAUUGGCUUCCUUAAGAUGUUGGUGCCCUGUUGCCUAUACCAGCACAAGUCCAGGAACGAGUAUCCCCCCAACUUCAUCAUGAUCAUGCUGUUUGUCGGACUGAUGAGGUUCACCACAGUGGUAUUAGGCUUGGUUAGCUUGAAGAAUGUGGCGGUGUCUUUUGCUGAGACGGUGAAGAGUUCGGCUCCUAUUUUUACCGUCAUUAUGUCAAGACUUAUUCUUGGAGAGUACACAGGCUUGUGGGUGAACCUCUCUCUGUUCCCCGUCAUGGCGGGUCUUGCACUCUGCACGGCCACGGAGCUCAGCUUCAACUUGCUGGGCUUUUCUGCCGCUCUCUCCACCAACAUCAUGGACUGUUUGCAGAAUGUCUUCUCCAAGAAACUACUGAGUGGUGACACUUACAAAUUCAGCCCUCCAGAACUGCAAUUUUAUACCAGUGCAGCUGCAAUCAUCAUGCUCAUCCCAGCCUGGAUUUUCCUCUUGGAAACUCCAGCAGCUGAGAAAAGCGGACAUACCUUCACCUUCAGUCAGGACAUCAUCAUGUUACUAGUCUUCAACGGCGGCCUGUUCCACCUGCAGAGUGUCACCGCCUACGCUCUGAUGGGACGCAUUUCUCCGGUUACUUUUAGCGUGGCAAGCACGGUGAAACACGCCCUAUCUGUAUGGUUGAGCGUCAUCGUGUUCAGCAAUCAGAUCACAAUGCUCAGCGCCACCGGCACCGUCCUGGUCUUCUUGGGGGUUUUCUUGUAUAACAAAGCCAGGCAGGCUCAGCGGCAGCGCUUGCAAGCCAUGGCUGCACAGCAGAACCACAAACUCCAAUCUGAAAAACAGGAAGUCCAACAAGGCCCGCAGUCUCACUAA